Priceomyces carsonii is the source of this 933-nucleotide messenger RNA. RefSeq lists its product as uncharacterized. NCBI's taxonomy places the organism in Eukaryota, Fungi, Ascomycota, Pichiomycetes, Serinales, Debaryomycetaceae. The record is from RefSeq and is a predicted model, not a curated record. The transcript has a single exon. The coding region runs from base 1 to 933 and encodes 310 amino acids.
AUGUCUUAUCCUUUAGCUAGUCCUCAAAGCGGGCGAGUUCAUGAAUAUGGUCACAAUUUGACAGCAUUCGAGUUUGAAACAAAUCCAGAGGAGGCUGCGCCGAAUGUCUUACUAUUCGUCGCUGGUUUAACCAACGGAUUGAUGAAUGUGCCAUACUUAGUUCCUCUAUCCAAGAAGAUUUCAGCAAUUGAUUCAAAAUACGGGAAAUGGGUUUUGGUCCAAGCAUUGAUCAGCUCGUCGUACGAGGGAUUUGGAACUUCAUCCUUAAAAAAAGAUGCUAAUGAAUUGAGUACCUUGGUGAAGUAUUUGAGAUCAGAAACUGGAGGCAAAAGGAAAAAAGUGGUUCUUAUGGGUCAUUCGACAGGAUGCCAAGAUACCAUGCAAUAUUUGACUAAGAAGUCAUACGAAGGGAGCUUCGAAAGCGCAAUGGUGCUCAACGGAGGUAUUUUACAAGCUCCAGUCUCUGACUCAGAGGCAGCGGCUGCUUUUCUGGGGGACUCUUUGCAAGAGAUUUUGAAAGAAGUUUACGAUGAUUAUAUUUCAAAAGGAAAGCAAGAUCACAUUUUACCUGAAAAGUUUAGAAAAUAUAGUCUUGGAGCUCCUAUCACGGCAUACAGGUUAUACUCAUUGCUCAGUACAAGAGGGGAUGAUGAUUAUUUUUCAUCCUACCUUACACAAGAAGAUUUCAAGAGCUCGUUUGGAAAGGUGAACGUGCCGCUUUUAGUACUCUAUGGGUCAAAGGAUGAAACUGUCCCUGAUUUCGUUGAUAGAGAGAAACUUGUAAAGCUGUGGCAAAACGCAACUAGUAAGCAAUAUUGGUCUCCUCUUUCGAAGGUUUUGAAAGGAGCCACGCAUAACGUUGGUCCAGGAUCUGAUAAAGAUACAUUAUCGGAUUUGACAAAUACCGUAGCACUGUUUAUUGAAAGUCUUUAA